Saccostrea cuccullata (small rock oyster) is the source of this 2024-nucleotide messenger RNA. RefSeq names its product tyrosinase-like protein 1. The record is from RefSeq and is a predicted model, not a curated record. Gene Ontology annotation, molecular function: oxidoreductase activity. Lineage: Eukaryota; Metazoa; Mollusca; Bivalvia; Ostreida; Ostreidae. The transcript has 4 exons. The coding region runs from base 15 to 1997 and encodes 660 amino acids.
ACAUCUAUUUUAUCAUGGACGAACGACUUACAAUUGUAUUUUUGUUAAAUAUACUGAAUCCAAUUCUGUGCAAAGUGUGUGAAGACAGUUUGCCAACAAUACUGCAGAACUGUUUGAGUAAAUGUCAGAAAAACGUCAACAAAUCACUCGUUUACCAAAGAGAGGAUUCCAUAUAUUACUACUGCCAAAACCAAUAUCUGGUUCAAACUGUGAACGAAACAUGGAACCAAAGAAAUGUUCACAAAAUAAAGCCAGAAAGUUUAAACAUACUCACCGACAUCUUCAAAAAGUUUCAAAUCGAGGAUCCAGUCUCUCUCAGAAUCAAGAGAUCAACACCCAUCAUCAGAAAAGAAUAUCGACAAUUAACCACUCAGGAAAGAGACCGAUUUCACAGAGCAUUACAGGCAAUGAAAUCCGACACUAGUGACAUGCACAGGCAGCCUAACGUAUAUGAUUGGUUUGUUAAUCUACAUCCGGCAGACGUUGCACCUAGUGCUCAUUUUGGUCCAGGAUUUCUUGGAUUUCAUCGUGUCUACCUUUUCUUAUUUGAGCAACUUUUGCGAAGAUAUGAGCCAGAUGUAUUCAUUCCAUUUUGGGAUUCGUCAUUCGACACUCUUUUGGAAGAGCCGACGUCCAGUGCAAUGUUUUCCGUUAGUGGCAUGGGUCCUGGUUCAGGUGUUGUACGAGAGGGUCCCUUCAGCGACUGGACGCAUGAAAACACUGGAGUGUUGGUGAGAAAUGUUGGUUUAGAAGGUGGGUUAUUCAGCAGAGAAUUUAUUGAACUCUUUCUACGUCAGAACAGGAUUGAGGAUAUUGGACUGAAUAGAAAUGAAUUAGAUACAAAUUUGGAGUUUCAUCAUGGUUCCGUUCACAAUUGGGUUGGAGGUACUCUUAGAGAUUUUCAUUAUUCCCCUGCUGAUCCACUUUUCUUCAUGCAUCAUUGUUUUGUUGACGCUUUAUGGGAAAGGUUUCGUGGUAAUCAAGUCCAGCGCGGCUUUGAUCCUGAACAGGACGCACCAAUGAGGCCAUUUGAAUCUGGAAAAGAUGCCAAUGGUGAAAGUAAGUAUAUUCUAAACAGGAUCGGAUUUUCCAAAAUGUGGUCUUCAUAUGCGAAGUAUGAGAACCCACCGUAUGACUGUAGAGUAGAUUCUGACUGUGGGUCAGAACAGAUGAGGUGUGAGAGGAGAUUGUGCCAACCUCUGACUAUAGAAGAAUUUGAAAGAAUAGGUUUACAUCGAAGAUCAAAACGAGAAAUAUCAAAAACAUAUAGCAAUCCUUGGGUGCUACCUACAUCAAUGAAAGCAAGUCGUCAACAUCACACGCAAAGCAAUACACCACUUUUUCAUGGGUCAAAUGCAAGAACGACACCAUUUUACCAUUCCUGUCAAAAUUCGUUUAUGAUCGAUGGUGAAGCUGAUAUAAGUAAGUGGGUUUUUAUACCAGUAGCUGUUUACAAAAAAAGACCAAAGGACCAGACCUGUGAUGCUUUUCCAAUUAGACAUGGAUCUCCAGACUACACUGGGGAUGUUUUCGAUCAAAGUUCCAGUACCAAAUACCAAACGUCUAACAAAGAACCUAGAAGUGAUGGAAGAGACAAAUGCUCACACUUGGGGUCUGGAAUAACUAAAGUGUAUGUGAAGACAUUUGGGCUAGACUAUCGUGGGUCUUACACUGACCAUGCGCUUCUCGAUGAACGACUUCAAUUUUCGUCUGGCCUAAGUGCAGUAGGUGUGAAAAAGCCCUUGAAUAAUAGAGGAAGUCACGUGUUUAUUACUGCGCAUGACUCCUGUGGGAAUAUGUGCACAGCGUUUUGCCUGAAUACCCAGUCCUCUCCUUAUGAAUACCAAGCAUGUUCUGGUGCUGUCCGAAUAAGUCCUGUCAAGCCGUUAAUGUACAGGAGUACAGUUAAAGAGGCUUUGCUGAGUGCCUACAAUUACUCAAGUAUUAGUCCAACAAUCUCAAAGGAGAACAUUCCCAUUGUAUUCCACUGCGACUAGACAAUCACUAGACAUUUUUCAUAUCAU